AUUGGCCCGUAAUAGAGAUGGAGUUUGCGGGGUGGAAAGGAGAUAAUCGAAGUCUAGAGCUUUUUCUAGAGUCGCUAAUCCAAGUCAAGGGGUUGGACGAAGCAAAAACCUCGGUAAGUCUCGUUUACUAUUCACUGCUAGAAAUCAUGCCGGUAUGCUUACGAUAUAAAACAAAGUGUCCUGAGAAUAUCUUAGAGGAAGCCCUUCGCUCCCAUACUGACGCGACAGUGAUCAUCUAUAACUCUAAACAAAUUGGGGAGCACAGCCUAGAACGAUUAGGGACCUUGACAAAUUCUAGCACGGAGAUUGCCGUGGCUUUAUAUGGAACACAUGGUGAUACUGCCAAUACCAACGAGCAAAGCGAAAGGAGACUGGCCCAAUUUUGGAAACACAAUUACCAAAUG
Messenger RNA from Acaulospora colombiana, 404 nucleotides. NCBI's taxonomy places the organism in Eukaryota, Fungi, Glomeromycota, Glomeromycetes, Diversisporales, Acaulosporaceae. The record is from the annotation of a GenBank genome assembly.